Molecule: messenger RNA, 3030 nt
Organism: Amaranthus tricolor (Joseph's coat)
Lineage: Eukaryota; Viridiplantae; Streptophyta; Magnoliopsida; Caryophyllales; Amaranthaceae
Product: cell division cycle protein 27 homolog B
Exons: 16
Coding region: 324-2597 (757 amino acids)
Biological process (GO): cell division
Molecular function (GO): protein binding
Source: RefSeq, a predicted model, not a curated record
AGGUCGGAUUCGAACCCGUCUUAAAUGAUGCAUAUGGGUCAUAACUCAUAACGACUUUCCGACAAUAAAGUUUACAAAAUAUUCAAAUUUGAAGCAAUAUCAGGCAGGCAAGCCUUAAAAUCAAAAUCUUGAAAUUCAAAUUGCCCGUUUUAUUUUCUCUUCAGCCGGAUUUUUGACGCCUCACUGACCGCCGAACCAGGCAACUACUCAACGAUUCACCGCCACGCCGCUCAUUAGCCACCGUACCAUAGCUCGCUGCUCUUCGCUGUGCUUGUCUUCUCUCUACAUACCCGCCUUUUUCUCUUUCUCUGGUAUAUACAAGUAUGGAAGGUAUACUUGUCGAAUCAGUUCAGAAUAGUUUGCGGCAAUUCAUUUACCCUAAUGCCAUUUUCAUAUGUGAACGUCUUUGUGCUGAGUUCCCUUCUGAGGAGCACUUUCAAUUGUUGGCUAGUUGUUAUUUGCGCAAUAAUCAAGCUUAUGCUGCCUAUCAUAUACUGAAAGGCACACAGAUGGCUCAAUCCCGAUACUUGUUUGCUUUAUCAUGCUUUCAGAUGGAUCUUUUAAAUGAAGCAGAGAAAGCAUUGACCCCAACUAAUGAGUCUGGUCUUGAGGUACCGAAUGGUGCAGCUGGCCAUUAUCUUCUUGGACUCAUCUACAGGUAUACUGACCGAAGAAAGACUGCUGUUCAUCAUUUUAAGCAAGCACUGUCGAUUGAUCCAUUGUUUUGGGCUGCAUAUGAAGAACUCUGUAUAUUGGGUUCUGCUGAAGAAGCGUCCACAUUUUUUGAUGAAUCAGCGGUUCUUACCAUACAGAAGCAGCAGCAACAGCAAUCACAAAAUGCUAGUACUUCUCAGAACUUUGGUAAUUUUACUGAGGAACGUAAUCAAGUUUCUACCAAGAGCUUGGGAGAUGCUAGUCCGAGGCAGCUGAAAAGUAUUCAUAGUAGUAGUGCUAAGGAUGUUUCCGGUAGUUAUCAAGGAGCUAUUGCAUCUUCAGGAGCUGUCAACCAACCCAUUAAUUGUGCACCUUCUAGCUUGUCAUUUUACAACACACCUUCUCCAAUGGCUUCACAGAUGUCUGCCAUUGCUCCUCCACCUGUUUUUAGGCAUUUACAGCAAAGUACUACCUCAGCAAGUACUGAAAACUCACACAGGUCAACAGUGAAUUCGACUCUUCAAGCCCCUCGAAGGAAGUUUAUGGAUGAAGGAAAAUUGAGGAAGAUAUCUGGAAGGUUAUUCCCUGAUUCUGGUCCCAGACGAAGCACACGCCUUGCGGGGGAAACAGGAGGAAGCUUCAGCACAGCAGCAACAUCAUCAACUGGGAAUGGAACAAAUCAGUCCAGCAAACAUAUUGGAAAUUCUAGGUUGAGCAAUGUAGGAUUACGCUCUGUGACAAUUCGUAAAGGACAGGCAUGGGCAAGUGAUAACUUUGAAGAAGGUAUUCGCCAUGAUGGCUUCGAUGACUCUCGUUUACAUUCACAAGUGGGUAUUAGUACAUCUUCCUCUUGUGAUGCUGGAUCUACUGAGCAGGAUGGUGGAUCAAUAAAUUUAUGCCAGACUACUUGUGAUGAUUCUAGAGUCCAUAAUGGAGCUCGUGAAAUUUUAGGUCUUUGGAGACUCCUAGGGGAGGGCUAUAGACUUUCUUGCCUGUACAAGUGCCAGGAUGCAUUAGACGUCUAUCAGAAGCUCCCAACCAAACAUUAUCAUACUUCGUGGGUGCUUUCCCAGGUUGGGAGAGCAUACUUUGAAUUGGUUGAUUAUUUAGAAGCUGAUCGUGCCUUUAGUCUUGCUCGACGCCUGUGUCCUUGCAGCUUAGAUGGAAUGGAUAUCUACUCCACUGUUCUCUAUCAUCUGAAGGAAGAAAUGAAACUGAGUUACCUGGCUCAAGAGUUGCUAUCAGUUGAUCGUUUGUCUCCUCAAACAUGGUGUGCUAUGGGAAAUUGCUAUAGUUUGCAAAAAGAUCAUGAUACGGCUUUGAAAAAUUUCCAGCGAGCUGUGCAACUGAAUUCAAAGUUUGCGUAUGCUCAUACUCUCUGUGGCCAUGAGCAUGUUGCUUUGGACGACUUUGAAAAUGCAAUUAGAAGCUUUCAAAAUGCUCUUCGUGUUGAUUCACGACAUUAUAAUGCAUGGUAUGGUCUCGGAAUGGUUUACCUUCGCCAAGAGAAGUUUGAAUUUGCUGAGCAUCAUUUUCGAAUGGCAUUCCAGAUAAAUCCUCAAUCUUCAGUGAUCAUGUCUUAUCUUGGAACUUCUCUUCACACUUUAAAGAGAAAUGAGGAAGCUUUAAUGAUGAUGGAGAAGGCUAUUUUAGCUGAUAAAAAAAAUCCUCUUCCCAUGUAUCAAAAGGCUAUUGUCUUGUCUAGCAUGGAUAACUAUGAUGAAGCUCUGGAGGUCCUAGAAGAGCUUAAGGAAUACGCACCUCGUGAAUGCAGCAUUUAUGCAUUGAUGGGUAAGAUCUAUAAGAGAAAGAACAUGUAUGAUAAGGCAAUGUUACAUUUUGGACUUGCCUUGGACAUGAAGCCUUCAGCAACAGAUGUUGCCACCAUCAAGGCAGCCAUAGAGAAGUUGCACGUACCAGACGACUUAGAUGAUGGUUUAUAGAUGGAUACUCAGAGAGAAGACACCAAAAACAACUGGAUAAUUAUAAUAGACAUCAAGUGCGCCAUCCGUUUUCCCAGAUAGAUUCGCCAAAGAAAGAGGCUGAAUUAUAUCGAGCUACAUUAUGAAGUUGAUGAGGGUUUCAACUAGGAAAUAUGUAAAAUAACAGUUUUGCUGAUAUUCGCACAAGCCAAAUAUGAGAAAGUAUUUUACGCUAGGCAACAAAAGCAUCCAUGAAUUUCGAUAUCUACGAUCGCUUCAUGCUGGGAAAAGGUGUUUAUCAGAUGUAGUUCAGUAGUUUUGUGUAUAUCCUUGAUGGGAAUUUCGGAUUGAUUUUAGAUCACCUGUACUCUUUUAGUUUAAACCUUUAGAUAAUUUAUCUAUUUGUACUCGACUUUCCGAAAAUAAAUGCCAACUUUUAUUGUUUGAGAUGUUA